AUGUCUUCGCCUUAUCAGUCCUCUCACCCCACCAAUUUUGUUGACUUAUUGAACAGUCAACAAGAAACAUCCCUCUCUGAAUCCUUUCCCUAUCUCGACCAAGUCCCUGUUUUCAGUACUCAGGACUCACAACCUUCUAACCUCAAGGAAACGCCUGCAGAGCGACGAGAAAGAAAGACGUGGAGCCCAGCAGAGGACGUCUUGCUCAUUUCGGCUUGCCUAAACACAAGCAAGGACUCUGUGGUUGGCAACGAGCAAAGGCCGGGAGCUUUUUGGCAGAGGAUUUUGUCGUACUAUGCAGCAAGUCCAAAGCCGGCUGGAAGUGAAGCACGUGAGGCAGGAGAGUGUAAGCAGCGGUGGCAUAAGAUAAAUGACCUUGUAUGCAAAUUCUGCGGAGCUUAUGAGGCAGCAUCAAGAGAGAAAGCUAGUGGGAUGAAUGAGAACUACAUCAUAAAGAUGGCUCACCAAAUAUUUUUCAGUGAUCAGAAGAAGAAGUUUAACAUAGAGCAUACUUGGAAGGAGUUGCGGAAUGACCAGAAAUGGCCUGAGCUUUCUUCAGGGAAAGCAGAUGCAACCUCGAAAAAGAGAAGGGCUGAGGAGGGAUCACAGUCCCCAAGUUGA
This is a messenger RNA of Eutrema salsugineum, 621 nucleotides long. RefSeq names its product glutathione S-transferase T3-like. NCBI's taxonomy places the organism in Eukaryota, Viridiplantae, Streptophyta, Magnoliopsida, Brassicales, Brassicaceae. The coding region runs from base 1 to 621 and encodes 206 amino acids. The record is from RefSeq and is a predicted model, not a curated record. The transcript has a single exon.